This is a messenger RNA of Liolophura sinensis, 5829 nucleotides long. RefSeq names its product sorting nexin-29-like. Gene Ontology annotation, molecular function: phosphatidylinositol binding. Lineage: Eukaryota; Metazoa; Mollusca; Polyplacophora; Chitonida; Chitonidae. The record is from RefSeq and is a predicted model, not a curated record. Bases 113 to 2716 code for a protein of 867 amino acids. The transcript has 23 exons.
AUAAAAUGGUGGCGUGUUCACAAGCAUGAUAAUGGGUAAACACAUUAUGAUGUCAAAAUAAUGAAAACAGCAGGAAGCGUUGGGGGGCUGGAGACUCGCGUAAAGUUAAACAAUGAACGGGGAUGAUGUGUAUCUCAGUGAGAGACAUGCUCUCCUUACCAGACUGUUGGAUGCUGUCAAACAGUGUCAAGUUCGUUUUGGUGGAAGGUCAGAGUUAGCCACUGAUGGGGACAGCAGGGUGUCAUGUCUUUGUGCAGCGUGGGAGGCAGCCUUACAGCAUGGGAUGAGACACAACAACAAGGCUCUCUCAGCCCUCAAGCAGGUGACAGAAAUGACUGGCCUGUCAAAGGUUACUGGAGUGUUUGGAGAUAUAAAGAACCUAGAGACGGAGCCAACUUUCUGGUCAUAUGUGAAGGAGCACCUAACCAAACAUGAGGUACAGCGAUAUACCACCCUGAAGUCCAUGGUAACAGACGCCGGGCGGGGUCGUGCCUGGUUACGCGCAUCCCUCAAUGAACACUCCCUGGAGCGCUAUAUGCAUAUGUUACUGGAAAACACAUCUCUACUGAGUCAGUAUUAUGAGGAGUGGGCAUUUCUGAGGGACCAAGAGCGGAGCUCUAUGUUACCUAUGAUGGCAGCAGGUCUUGGAUCAAUCUUGUUCGCCAUCACAAUUGAUAAGUCUGAACUGAAUGCCAUCAGGCAGGCGCCCAUCAAUGUAGCAGUGCCCUCUGGUGGCAUGUCCCGAGCAGUGGAGGAACCCAGGCCUGUCAUCAGCGGAGAGGCAGGACAAGAAAAGAAGAAAGAGAAGAAGAAAAAGAAGAAAAUAGCAAACAUUGUAUCAUUUGGUGAAGACGAUGAUGGUGCGUACAGUUCUUCACCUUCAUCUGUGAAGAGUCCCACUUUGAGCGUGGCUGAUUACAGCGGGGCUCACCAUAAGUUCUCCUUCUCAAACUCUAACCUGGUUUGGUCAGAGGAGUUAACAGAGAAGGACUGUGAUUCAGCUAUUCUUACCAUGACCACAAAUCCCUCUGAAGAGUGCCUCAGGGGCAAUAACUCUAGCCAUGCUGAAGAAUUAGACAAACUUUCCUCGGGACAAGAAAAUAGUCCGAGAUCUUCAGAUAUUACUAUGUCAGGUGCUGAAGGGACCAAGAGAGAUAAUUCUGUGAUAGAGAAGAACACCAGCAGGUUAAAACUUUCUCUAGGAAAAGGCGAGGGAAAUGGUGAGAUUAUGCGGAGUCGGAGUCCGAACAGGAGCCCUCAUAGAAGUCCUCGAUCGUCUGAUCACGAACCGAGCAUUACCUCGUUGAGUUCUGUAGAGAGGCCAUCUAGUCACGGCUCAUUCAGCUCAGCAGAUGUGGAGGAAACGGACCCCCAGGAUGUGCUCACUCCUCUCUCCCCAACUGGGAAAGCCAUGGAUGUCCAGUUGUCCCUCACUAAAGAGGAGACCGUCUCCUACAGUGUGGACUCCAAUGACCUGCCCAGCUAUAUUGGUGAGGAUGUGGAAUUUGCAGCCAUGGCAUUGGCUCUUGCUCAAAAAGGCUUCUCCAGUGGUAUGAGAACGGAUGGAGAUGGUGGCAACGCAGUGGACAUGUCCUCAAUAGCGCAAGAAUCCAUGUCAACACAAGAGCUCAAACAGGCAGUUGUGGCCAUGAUGGUGAGGAAAGAUGAGGUUGAAGAGCAAAACAGGUCAAUAAGGGCCAUGUUGGAGCAGGAAAUGGAGACGUCCUCCACACUUAGAGCCGAGAUUGAAGAGUUGAAACUAGUCAACGUGACCAGACAAGAGAAGGAUUUGUCCAAGCUACAAGCUUUGCAAAAAGAAAAUGAGUUGUUAAAACACCAGUUGAGGAAGUAUGUGAAUGCUGUGCAGUUACUGAGGAAGACGGGAGAGGAUCAGUCUGAAGCAGAAAACCUAGGUAUUCACUUGGAAAGUCCGCAGCCAGCUAUCCCUCCCCCUAAACCUCUGAUUGACUAUAGUCACGAGGCGUCAGAAUAUGAGAAAAAACUCAUACAGGUGGCUGAGAUGCAUGGAGAGCUGAUGGAGUUUAAUGAGUUGCUGCACCGACAGCUGGGUGCAAAAGAGAACCUGGUGAAACAGUUAAGGACACAGCUGGUAGAGCUCAGAGGUCCAGUAGCCUCAACUUACCCAUCUAGACUGGCUCAUCUGAAUCUUCCUCAAGAUGAGAACAGUUCAGUGGAUGGGGAAUUUGACAGUUCAUUGCAGUCCAGAACAUUGAUUAACAUCUGGAUUCCGUCGGCUUUUCUGCGUGGCAGCUCCACUAGUGCUCAUCAUGUCUACCAGGUUUAUGUUCGUAUUAGAGAUGAAGAGUGGAAUGUGUACAGACGCUACAACCAGUUUCGAGACUUCUUCAACUCCUUAAAGAAGAAGCAUCCAAUCAUGAGCAAAUUUGAUUUUCCUCCCAAAAAAGCAAUAGGCAGUAAGGAUGCCCGGGUAGUGGAGAUGAGACGGAAGAUGUUACAAAUGUUCCUCCGUAAUGUAAUCAACUAUAUGAUGCAACAUGACACAGACCUCACUGUCAAUGUCAGCAAGGAUAAACUGACAGGAAAAUUAGCCUUCUUUGGAGAUGACCCAAGCAGUGAAGGCAAAAAUAAGAAAGGCAAGAAGCAGAAGUCUGGUGGAGGGCGUCAUCAGUCUGGCCCAGCUAGCCAGCCUCAGAAUGCCCCUGUGUCAGCCCCUCCCCAGUACACAGGCUUGUGACACCCUGACAGUAUAGAAGAGGUUGGCCAGGGUGAGGACAGGGCAUUUGGUUACAAAGGGAGAUAAAUCCUGUCUACAACCAGCACAGCUGAAUUACAUGUAACUUCAUUAAUUGAACCCUGAGCAGCCAUUAUGGCUGAUAUGAUAAAUACUGCGAUGAAGAUAACAAUAUUUGCAGUAUGCAAAUAAAUUAAUUUUAAUCAAGAAUUAUUUUAAUUGAUAGGGAUAAUGGGGAUCAGGGAUUGUCAAAAAUUCAGUUCAGUUGAACAUAACAUACCUAAGGCUGAUUUUACAAAGCCAUUCCUGAAGUCAAAAUAUAAAAUCUCUUCGCAGUCUUAGGUGGCAGCAAUUGAAAAUUUGGACUCAUUUGUUCAACAUGUUGAGGUCAACAAAAUUUGGAUUUGUAAACCUGAAAAAUAAGCUUUAGGAUGGGAUUUCCGAUUUUUCAAAAGUCAGAAAGGGCUUUGUGGGAUCAGUCCCUGCACAGAUAGUCUUGUUUAAGCAGCUUUCAUAGACCUAUAUACAAAUUUUAGGUAUAUUCACACUGAUGGAAUUUCUGACAAAUUUUUUCUUUGUUCUUCUGAAAUAUUCUUGAAGUAAAAUGUACUAAUGCAUUGGGAACAUAAGGAAUGUCGUACCGAAAAGUCAGGAGGAUCAUUUUACCAGGCACAAAAUUAUGUCAAAGGAAUGUAAAUAAGGUUAGUAUUGAAGAACUUUAAUUUUUGGUGGGGAUGUGUUAAAAUUAUUACUGAUUGUUAAAUGAAUUGAAAGAAUGACGUUUCCAAGGGACCAUAUGUGUACAUGGGUGGUGUAGUAGUUUAGGGUAAACUUACAAAUUCUUGGUAUUAACAUAACUAUAAUCCAUGUGGUAUUCUCUCAGUCAAUAACCUGCAGCUGAUUUGCUAUCAUUCUGUUUCAAUAAGACUUCCCAGGUUAGAUGGUGUGCCCCAAUUGCCAGUUAUAAUCAGUUUGUCUUAUAUGCUCCUAUUCUUUUGCCAGGCUUGUUAAUGUAAACAGCUUCUCUGUCAGUUUAAUGAAAUUAGAAACGUAACUUACCACUGGGAUAAAGACUGGAGGGAUUUGAAGGGUUUUUAUUUCUGUACAGAGCCGCCUUUGUGUGCUCGUGAAGGACCAGGACUUGUGAAAGAAAAUACUUUUCACAUGCGAUAUUUGGUCUGCAUGCAUCAUUCAUCUUGCAGAAGAGUUUCCUAAAUGUAAAAUAUUUCCAGCUAUAUCCAUUGAAAGGAAAGGCCUUCGUGUUCCUUCAAACUACUUCCCUGCCAGAAAUGGUAGUUAUUAAUGGCAUGUUUCAUGUUAAGUAAACGUUUUGUCAGUUCAUGUUUUUAAAUAUUAUGCUGAUUUUGAUUGGCUAAUCAUAUUUUACUGUUAACUUUAUAUCACAUUGUUUUUGUCUUGGUGUCUUUUUUCCGGAAGACUUUUAACAAGUCACACACUUUAUGUCUAUUUAAUUGUAAAUUUCCUCAGCAAACCAGAUAGACACUGCUGUUAAUAUAAAUGCACAUUCCAUCCUGCUGCAAAUUUGUAACAAUUCUAUACAGAAAAUAUUCAGAUCUAGUCAUCACUAUUUCAUGUUUUGUGUUGUGUCAUGGUUUGUGAAUAGACAAGAUUGCUAUUAUAAGGGAUAUCACUGGUUACUUUGUGCAUCAUAUAAGUCCUAUUCACAAAAAGCUGGUUACAGUUACUUUUUGUACCAUUUUAAUUGCUGAUAUUGGAAGGAUGUUGUUCUUAAUGAAUAGCAAAUACACCAUGUACUUGAAUAAAAAAAAUGAUGUCAUUAUUUGUAUUCAGAGUGUGUAGUGAACUUUAUGGCAUAUAUGAACUGAUUUUAUGAUGGUGAUACUGUGUUGUAUAUAUUUGGCUGAAAAAUGAAUUUGUAUAUGUUUUGUAUUUGUAUUUUGUACAAAAUAAAGCAAAUGCUUGCAUCACCAAUGAAGAUCUAAAUAUGUUGGUUUUACUGCCUUCUUACAAGUUGAUGCUGUGAAAAAAAAUUUAACGACUGAUGUGAUGUAUUUUAGCUGUUAUGUGUAAAAAUGCUAAGUAGUGCAAUUGUGGUUUUUUUUCCUUUUGUCUUCGCUUUUUUGUUAUGGCUUUUUUACAGCUUGUCAUGCUUGCAAAGAAGUCAGUUGUGCCUUUCAAACAUAUUUUGAAACCUUAAUAGACUUCAUUAAAUACAAAAAUAUAUAUAUAGUCUCAAAACAAAAUUUUCAUACGAAACAUGUUACUUUAUAUAAAUUAUAUUACAAAUAUGUACCAAACUAGGGGUACUGUUGUGGACACAUAGAGUUUGAUAAUAAGAUACUUAUUGGUAUAGGUUUUGAUAUUACUUGGGUUUGAAACACUUCAUUUAAAAGAAGUCCCUGUGUCUAAAUUGCAGGGACCAAAAUCUCUUUUCUGGACACCAUCAACUAUAUUUAAAAACAGGAGACUUAUCUAAUAGAUUCAGUCCUUUAAGCACAAACUCUGUUUAUAUCUUAUAUGUAAUUCAAGCAUCAUAUGCACAGGAAAACUUUCCUAGAUUUUAAGAAUAAUCAUGCCUGCAGCCUGAACACAGAUUCUGAAGGGUUAUAAAUUUAUUCAUAAACUUCUGAGAACAGACAGAUUGAGAAGCUAUGCUGACUUUGAACACAGCUGAGCAGCCUGUUGCACACAGCAGUUUUCUUCUUCAGUGAGAAGAUCAUAAGUUAUGGAAGAUGGUUAUUGACAGCAGUUUUAGAUUUUGAGUUACGGUACAGUAAUUCUUCCUUUUCAAGCUGCGACAUUUUGUUUCAGGUUUCAGGACUAGCUAUAAUCCAAUGUGUAUUAAAUGAUUGUUGUCUGUCAUCAUCAUAUGUAUGAAACAGGCAUAACUAUUUAUGUAAUGUAAUUAAAAUAGCAAUGUUUUUUGCCCGCCAUCGCAAGUUUUGGUGUUUAAAUCUGGCCUCUUCACUUUUUUCAACAUCUUGAUGCCUUUUUUAUUGUACUGCUCUGUGAAUUCCAACAUUAUAUUGACCUAAGGUUAUUGAAAACAAUUACCUGGUGCAAAAUGUAUACUCUACAGACUAGCAAUACUUGAUGUGCUAUCAGGGACAAAUUAGAAAGCUGUGGGUUUUUUU